AUGGGCGCGGUGCUUUCUACGAAGAAAGCGACGAAAAUGGAUGUGGACAAGGUGGAGGUGGUGGAGUCGUGCAUGGUGGCACCCUGCCAGGAGACGCCUAGGAGAGGCAUGUGGCUCUCCCCGCUCGACCUCUUGCUGCUCAACAGAGGCCACACCCCCGCCGUCUACUUCUACCCGUACCGCUCCGAGCCCGGUGACUUCUUCGACGUGGCCAGGCUCAAGGCGGCGAUGGCCAAGGCACUCGUGGCUUUCUACCCCCUGGCCGGCCGCCUCGGCAUGGACGGCAUCGGCCGGGCAGAGAUCGACUGCACCGGCCAGGGCGCGCUCUUCGUCGUCGCUCGCUCGGACCUCACCAUCGACGACUUCCGCAGCUUCUUGCCGUCGCCCGAGCUGAGGACGCUCUUUGUUCCCCGCGUCGACGACCACUCGCCGUCCGUCUUGUGCGCUGUCCAGGUGACCUUCUUGAAGUGCAGCGGGGUGGCAUUAGGGACGGCCCUGCACCACGUCGCCGUCGACGCCAUCAGCGCGUUCCACUUCUUGCAGACGUGGUCUGCCUUCUCCAGGGGCGGCGGCGAGGCGGCGCUAGAGCUCCCGUUCCACGACCGCACCCUCCUCCGCGCGCGCUCCCCACCCUUGGUCCAGCCCGACGCCUUCUCGGCCUUCUGCCCCAAGCUGAACCUAUCCGUCGAGCCGUCGGAGACCAUCAUCACCCAGGCUUUCGUCGUCUCCAAGGACCAGGUCACCGCUCUCAAGCGUGCCUGCGUCGGCGGCGACGGCGGCCGCGCGAGCACGUUCUGUGCCCUGAGUGCCCACGUGUGGCGGUGCGUCUGCGUCGCCCGCCGGCUGCCACCGGACGCUACCACCCGCCUGACCUUCCCGGCCAGCGUCCGGCGCAGCAUGAGGCCACCGCUCCCGCCUGGCUACUGCGGCAACGGGAUGAUCUGGCUUGGCGCGGCUGGCAAGGUGCGAGACGUCACCUCCUCGGAGUCGGAGGACCUGGUGUUCGUGGCCGGCCAGAUCAGCAGCGCCGUCCGUCGGAUGGACGACGAGCUAGUGCGCUCGGCGUUAGACUACUUCGAGCUCACCGAGAUGGACACGACGACUAUACACACUUGA
Messenger RNA from Triticum turgidum subsp. durum (durum wheat), 1116 nucleotides. The record is from the annotation of a GenBank genome assembly. Lineage: Eukaryota; Viridiplantae; Streptophyta; Magnoliopsida; Poales; Poaceae.